Molecule: messenger RNA, 333 nt
Organism: Neurospora tetrasperma FGSC 2508
Lineage: Eukaryota; Fungi; Ascomycota; Sordariomycetes; Sordariales; Sordariaceae
Exons: 7
Coding region: 1-333 (110 amino acids)
Source: RefSeq, a predicted model, not a curated record
AUGUCUUAUAAUCUAACCCCUUCUACGAAACUUUUUAUGAUCUUGCUUAUAAACCCAAUUGGAUUUACUGUAAUAGCCCAGAUUAACUGUGCUGUUAUGGAGGCUUCCUUGCCGUGCCCAGUCUGGGCACCCAGACUGCAGUGCUCGGGCCACCCCGUAGCCCGUGCUCUGAUUCUUUACACUGUAUAUUUAGUCACCCCCCGUAUCAGAGUCCAUUGUCCGGGGGUAUCCGUUAUUCGGGGGAAUAGGAGAUGGAGAGAAAGUUAUUUAACGCAAUACUAUUUUGAUACUAAUCCAACCCCUAAUAGUAGUACGUUAGCGCUUAAUAUUUAA